UAUGUUUUGACGUAUCCAAUUUGGUAGCAUAAAACAUAAUCGGGUCAACCAUGAUGUCAUAUCAUUAGCUUAAUUUUAAAAGUGACGUACCAUUUCUACACGAAAUUCGGUAGACCGAGCACCUAUUUAUUGUAUUUAAUUUAUUUUUGUUCCACUAGUGUUUAAAAAUGUCGUACUUUCAAUCAAGAUACUCUGCCGGUUCAAUGCCACCCCCAUCUUUAAGCGAUAAGCUGCGCCUCUACCAUGUAGACAUGAACCCAUACGGCCACAGAGUUUUACUCAUUCUAGAGGCUAAGAAGACUAAAUACGAGGUUUACAAGCUAGAUCCACUGAAGCUGCCUGAUUGGUUCAGAACUGCUAAUCCUAGAUUAAAAAUACCAGUGCUGGAAAUCCCAACGGACCAAGGAGACAAAUUUCUGUUCGAGAGUGUGGUGAUAUGCGACUACUUAGACGAGAAGUACGGACGGGGGCACCUACACUCACGGGACCCGUACGUUAAGGCGCAGGACAGGCUGCUGAUUGAGAGGUUUAAUGAGCUUAUAAAAGGCAGUCUAGAGUGCUUCGACACAAACUUCGCCUACGGCAGUGAACAGAUCGUGCAAACCUUAGAUAUCUUUGAAAAAGAACUUACUGCGAGAGGUACAAAUUAUUUCGGUGGUGAACGGCCCGGUAUGCUGGACUACAUGAUCUGGCCGUGGGUUGAGCGCCUGUAUCUUCUGCGCUGCAUCAACGAGAGGAAGUUCGACGAGAAACGAUCGCUGUUCCCUAACUUUGCCGAUUGGGGCGACCAAAUGCAGGUAGAUGAAGUGGUGAAGAAGCAUGCCAACUCUCCAGCCGAGUAUUUCGACUACUACAAGAACGCUAGGACACAUUCAAUGGGAUAUUAUCUUUAAGAAAAUAGGCUUCAGAAGACAAAAACAUUUCACUAAGUUUAGGACAUUUUAUUUUAAGCUGGAUGUUUCGUUCCGUCUAUAGUCUGAAUCUUCUCAAAUGAUUUUUAACGCCUAAGACGGUAAUCUGUUAAACAAAAGCCAUUGUUCCUUUUGUGGGAGCUGUCGGCCAUUGUUUGCCAUUGAGUCGGAGCGCGUGCUACGGCGCGUGCCAUUGUCAGACACAACGGCCGACCGCUCGAAGGAACAAUGGCUUUUGUUUAACAGAUUACCGUCUUAGGCGUAAAAAUCAUGUGAGAAGAUGCAGACUAUAAGCGAUUCCGUUAAGGCGCUAUCGCGAUAAUAUGACCUUGACUUUCUAUGACGUCACACUCAUUCUGCAUUUGUUUCUUUGAGAUUAUUUAUAAUAUUUUUCAAACACGAAGGGUACUGUGACCGGUGUGAUCUUUAUACAUUUUUUUUAAGAUUUGGCGUUUUAAGGUUAUAAAUUUAAUUGUAUGAAGAUGACACCAGUCACCAUUCCUUUCGUGUUUGAAAAAUACUGUAGAAGCUAACUUUAAGAAUAAACCCGCGUGUCUACAGAAAAGCAUCGCAAGGCCUUCAAACCUUCAAGGAAAGAGCGUACUCCCAUCUUAAAUUCCGGCAAUGCACUUGCAACCCCUCUGGUGCCGCAGGUGUCUAUGGGCACGGUAUAUGGUGUAUUGUCUGCUCUUUAGCCUCUUAUCACAGAAAAUAUUUAUUAUAUCCAACGUGACGUCAUUCAAUGUUAUAUUUCAGCCUCAACAAAAUGGUUUAGACAGGAUAUCCAGCUCGAAUAAAGUAAUCCUUGGCAUACAUUGUGCCAUUUUGCCAAAAGGGUACUUAUUGUCGCUUGUCAGUAAGGCGCUAUUUUCAUAUAGCUUCAAUUAGAAAUCAACCUUAUCAACAAGCGACAACGUGGUAUAGUUAGCGCUAUCUCUACUGAGCUCGUUCACUUACCUGUACUAACAA
Messenger RNA from Cydia strobilella, 1880 nucleotides. RefSeq names its product pyrimidodiazepine synthase-like (gene GSTo3). Gene Ontology annotation, cellular component: cytoplasm. Gene Ontology annotation, biological process: glutathione metabolic process. The record is from RefSeq and is a predicted model, not a curated record. The transcript is spliced from 6 exons. NCBI's taxonomy places the organism in Eukaryota, Metazoa, Arthropoda, Insecta, Lepidoptera, Tortricidae. The coding region runs from base 168 to 893 and encodes 241 amino acids. Gene Ontology annotation, molecular function: glutathione transferase activity; glutathione dehydrogenase (ascorbate) activity.